Culex quinquefasciatus (southern house mosquito) is the source of this 1087-nucleotide messenger RNA. It is a transcript of the gene sicily, whose product is annotated as NADH dehydrogenase (ubiquinone) complex I, assembly factor 6 homolog. The coding region runs from base 94 to 1038 and encodes 314 amino acids. The transcript is spliced from 2 exons. Gene Ontology annotation, cellular component: mitochondrion. The record is from RefSeq and is a predicted model, not a curated record. Gene Ontology annotation, biological process: biosynthetic process; mitochondrial respiratory chain complex I assembly. Lineage: Eukaryota; Metazoa; Arthropoda; Insecta; Diptera; Culicidae.
AAAUACCAGAAUCAAAACAUAAACAAUACUUUUGCAUGAGUUUUACGAUUUGUUGCAACAAAACUAGGUUUAAAUUAAUAAAUUUUAUCAAAAAUGUAUCAUAGAAACAUUAAAGUGUUGCAAAAUGUAAAUUAUCUUUUUUCGAAAAAUGUUGCUUACCUGCGAAAUUCAUCCACGGCUCCCACCGAAAAGGUGGCACAAAAUUACUGCCUAAAUCUUGUUAGACAGUACGACAAGGAAAACUUCCUGUGCACGCUGCUCCUCAAAAAUCCAGAACGUCGCCACGCGCUCGCCAUCCGCGCGUUCAACGUCGAAAUCGCCCGCAUCACCGGAACCGUGUCCGACGACAAGAUCGGCCAGAUGCGGCUCAAGUUCUGGGAGGACACAAUCGGGCGCCUCCACCGGAGCGACAACCCGGACCACGUGCCCGAACAGCCCGUAGUUCAGGAGCUCAAGGUCGCCAUCGACGCCGCCAAGCUCACGAAGCGGUACUUCCAGCGGCUCAUUUCGUCCCGUCUGAACGCGAACCUGCGCUUUGUGACCACCAAGCAGCUGGAGGAGUACGCGGAACACUCGGUUUCGAGUGUGCUGUACCUGCUGCUGGAGGUUCACGGGGUGCGGAACGUGCACGCGGACCACGCCGCGUCCCACCUGGGGAAGGCGCAGGGAAUUGUGAAUUUGCUGAGGUCGAUUCCGCGCCAGGAGCGACGGAACGUGGUCCCGGUGCCGCAGGAGCUGCUGAUCGCCCACGGGGUCAGUCAGGAGCGGGUUCUGAGGAAUAAGCGCGACGAUAAGGGCGUGGAAGAGGUGGUCUUCCAGCUGGCUGGGUUGGCCAACCAGCACCUGGAGAAGGCGAGGGCGCUGUGGGGGUCGGUGCCGAAGGAGGCGAGGCCGGUGUUUCUGCCGGCGGUGACGACCGGGAGGUUUCUGGAACGGCUGAGGAGGGUGAACUUCCACUUGACUGAUUCUAGUCUGCUGCAGAGUGAUGCCAUGCUGCCGUUGGCCAUUUACUGGGGGAACUUCCGGGGGAAGAUUUAAGGACCGUGCGGGGGGAAUAGUUUGUUGAGUUAUAAUGUUUGAAAGUUCG